GGCAAACACAUUUAUAAAGGUUGGGGAACUUGCAAGUCACUCUCAAAAUGGCUAAACAAGCAACUGUUCUCCGAAAUGGAGCCCCCUUUUGGUAGGUCUCGGCGCUCCAAUGACAGGAACCGAAUCUGCGGACACACACUUUUUGAUCCGGGGUUCGCUCAUGAUACUGACGACAACAACUUUCAAACCGACUGGAGAUCGAAUCUACUCUUAACAAUGUCUUCUUGGAUUCAGCGGCAAACCAACUCGCAAUAUGCGCAACUGGCAGGAGCGGCGUUACUCUCAGGAACUGCCGUCGCCGGUGCUAUUCUUGGAUAUCAAGCUAUUAAGCGAAAAGCGGCGGUCGAGGAGCUGAAGAAAUCAAUACCCGGACUCGAUGAUAGUAAUCGUGCACUAAAGCUCUCAGAAUUUGGCGUCGCACCGCCUCCAAGUGCACAGCAACGUAAAGAGGAUGAACACAGAGCCGCCAUCGCACGCAGGGCGCAGGAUGGAUAUUAUGACGAAGAACUUAUCCUCGAACAACUCGCCCGAAACCGAGUAUUCUUAACUGAUAAGGGUCUAGAAAAGUUACGCUCCUCCUUUAUAAUAGUCGUCGGAUGUGGUGGUGUUGGUUCCCAUGCCUCCGCGGCUCUGGCCCGGUCUGGAGUCGGAAGGAUCAGGCUUAUCGACUUCGAUCAAGUAACAUUGUCUUCAUUGAACCGACAUGCCGUUGCGACUCUUGCGGAUGUGGGGAUGCCAAAAGUUCGUUGUUUACAGAAAAGACUGGAACAGAUCGCUCCGUGGGUACGAUUUGACCCGCAAAAUACUCUCUUCGCUGCAUCUGCCGCCGACCAACUCUUGGGUCCUUGGUCAAUGCCUGGGGACGAUAACACGUCUAAGCCCGAUUUUGUGUUGGAUUGCAUUGACAAUAUCUCGUCAAAAGUCGACCUGCUACGCUAUUGCCAUUCUCAAGGCAUCCCCGUUAUAUCCUCUAUGGGUGCCGGAUGUAAAUCCGACCCAACGCGAAUUCUGGUUGGUGACAUAUCCACCAGUCUUGAAGACCCUUUAUCACGCAGCACCCGUCGCCGGUUAAAAGCUCUGGGAGUAACCAGCGGUAUACCAGUGGUCUAUUCUACUGAAAAGCCGGGCCCAGGCAAAGCGGCAUUAUUACCUUUGCCCGAGGAAGAAUUUACAAAGGGCGAAGUGGGCGAGCUAAGCGUUUUACCUGAUUUUCGUGUGCGCAUACUCCCAGUUCUGGGUACGAUGCCGGCAGUUUUCGGAUACACGUUGGCCAACCAUGUCAUCUGCGAUAUUGCUGGCUACCCGAACGAUUACAACUCCGGCAUUAAAGGCAGAGAGAAGCUAUAUGAUUCCGUCCUUGGAGCACUUCAAGGAACGGAAGAGAGACUAGCGAAGCAUGACAAUAAAGACCCAGUGGGGUUGAGAAUACCGAUUACCAAAGACGAUGUUGGCUAUCUUCUCGAAGAGGUUUGGAGAGGGAAAAGCGUGGUCAGUGGCCUUACUACCCGGCUGGCCCUAGUGCGAUGGGAAAGGCCAGGAGAAGGCUUUGGUGCUGAUCCCAAGUGGGAUCAACAUGGCCAAAAGGGAGUAAAGAUGCGUCUCCGUGACCUAGUGUGUAUGACCAAGGAGGAAGCGCAGCGACAUGAGCGAGAGGUGCUCAAAGGCGGGAAAAAGCCAGCAGAACUCUAUGACGAGAGUGUGUUGAUUAAGGUGCAACAAAGGAUGCGUGAGGAGGAAGAAUUUGAGAGGUAUAGAUAGUCAAGACGCAAAUGUCAAAAAUCCAAAGUGUACAAGUUUCCCAUGGUGAUAAUCG
Messenger RNA from Coccidioides immitis RS, 1813 nucleotides. RefSeq names its product ThiF domain-containing protein. Gene Ontology annotation, molecular function: tRNA threonylcarbamoyladenosine dehydratase activity; ubiquitin-like modifier activating enzyme activity. The transcript has 3 exons. Gene Ontology annotation, biological process: cyclic threonylcarbamoyladenosine biosynthetic process. Gene Ontology annotation, cellular component: mitochondrial outer membrane. The record is from RefSeq and is a predicted model, not a curated record. Lineage: Eukaryota; Fungi; Ascomycota; Eurotiomycetes; Onygenales; Onygenaceae. The coding region runs from base 217 to 1758 and encodes 513 amino acids.